This is a messenger RNA of Cladocopium goreaui, 762 nucleotides long. The record is from the annotation of a GenBank genome assembly. NCBI's taxonomy places the organism in Eukaryota, Dinophyceae, Suessiales, Symbiodiniaceae.
AUGGCACAAGGACGGUCUUUGGGCGAAGAGCUGUUGGACCUUCACAACAGCUUGCAGCGCCUUCAACCGGCUCUGUCCAAGGCCUUCAUCUACAUGUUCUUCAAACAGGGGCUUCCGAUCGGAUCCAAGCUUCGUUUCCAUAGAAAGUUUCACGCAGAUCCGGAACUGGAAGCCGUUGGCAACGGCAUUUCAACGUAUGCCCUGCAGAUCAUUCUCCCAACUGCUUGUCACGAAUAUCACCCCGCUGCAGACACUUGUGGCGCUUAUUGGGAAGCCUUGGUGAAGGUCGUCAAGGAUGGUGACGAGCUGCUCAGGAUGUUGCUCAGCGACAAGGAUGACAUAUUGAAGGAGUUGUGGCAGAAGCUGCACCGCUUCGGACACGAAAACUGCUGUUGCUUGCUUAGUUUCUACGUCUGCCUUGCCUGGCUUGUUCUUCCAAACCUGAGGUCUAGUGAUGCUGUGAACCUCUGCUUCAGUCAGGCGCGACCGGUUUUUGGACCUUAUGUUCCUGCAGCAGCAGCCCCAGCCCCAGCUGCUACUACUCGUGCAGAGCCAGAUGAGGAGCCUGAGUGUGAAGAUCUGGCAGCGUUGGCGGAUCAUAUGGAGCCUCCACCACUGGAGGUUGAAGCUCCGCGGUGGAUUUUUCAGCCAGCAAGUCCCUGCUUCGAAACAAGCCCUCCAGUGGCUUUCCCUUUGAGCAACCGCACCCCUUCGUGCUUGAGCAUUGUGGACUCAGAUGACCCAGAGUACCUCUAUGCCUAA